AUAGCCUCCAAGUGUCUCCAAUCAAUCAAGAGACAGGAUUCUCUUGGGGGAGGGGGUGCUGGCUCCCCUCUUCCCUUUAUCCCUCGGGAGAAAUGGAGCCUUCAAGUCCCUCCUGGACUCAAUUCCCCCGGGGCCUUCUCCAAAAGGGGCCCCAGGAGUGAUGACAGAAUGUGGUUUUAGAGGAAGUGGGCAAGAGGGCAGACCGAGGUUAUUCCAGAACCCCGGCCGAGCCGGACCGGGCAAAGAGCCCGAGCCUGGGAGAGUCAUCCUGGGACUGGCCGAGAAGAGCUCCAAGGGGCGGGCCAGGGUCAGCGAGCGGCCCUGGGCCGGGGGCGGAGAGGUCGGCAGCCCCGAGGCCGGGAAGUGAGGGGUGUGAAUCGUCCCCGCGGGCCCUGGUGUCGUUGCAAAGGAAGGGACUGCGAGAAGACGCGGGAUCCUUCUCCCAGGACAGCCAGUCCUUUCUGUAGCCGCCCCUGCGAGCCGCCAUGUCUUCCUCAGACGAAGAAACGCUCAGCGAGCGGUCCUGUCGGAGUGAGAGGUCAUGUCGGAGCGAGCGAUCUUACCGGAGUGAGCGGUCAGGGAGCCUGUCUCCCUGUCCCCCCGGGGACACCUUGCCCUGGAAUCUGCCACUGCAUGAGCAGAAGAAGCGGAAGAGCCAGGAUUCGGUGCUGGACCCUGCAGAGCGUGCUGUGGUCAGAGUCGCUGAUGAGCGGGAUCGAGUUCAAAAGAAAACGUUCACCAAGUGGGUCAACAAGCACUUGAUGAAGGUUCGCAAACACAUCAAUGAUCUAUAUGAAGACCUUCGGGAUGGACACAACCUGAUCUCCCUGUUAGAGGUUCUCUCGGGCAUCAAACUGCCUCGGGAGAAGGGCAGGAUGCGUUUUCACAGGCUGCAGAAUGUGCAGAUUGCCCUGGACUUCUUAAAGCAGCGGCAGGUGAAGCUAGUGAACAUCCGCAACGACGACAUCACGGAUGGCAACCCCAAACUAACCCUGGGGCUCAUCUGGACCAUUAUUUUGCAUUUCCAGAUAUCUGAUAUCUACAUUAGUGGGGAAUCAGGGGAUAUGUCAGCCAAGGAGAAACUACUCUUGUGGACUCAGAAAGUAACAGCUGGUUACACAGGAAUCAAAUGCACCAACUUUUCUUCCUGCUGGAGCGAUGGGAAAAUGUUCAAUGCACUGAUUCACAGAUACAGACCCGAUCUGGUAGAUAUGGAGAGAGUGCAAAUCCAGAGUAACCGGGAGAACCUGGAACAGGCUUUUGAAGUAGCUGAGAGACUCGGGGUCACCCGAUUACUGGAUGCAGAAGAUGUGGAUGUACCAUCUCCAGAUGAAAAGUCUGUAAUCACUUACGUGUCUUCAAUUUAUGAUGCCUUCCCCAAAGUCCCUGAGGGUGGAGAAGGGAUCAGUGCUACGGACGUGGAUGCCAGGUGGCAAGAAUACCAAAGCCGAGUGGACUCCCUCCUUCCCUGGAUCAGACAGCAUACGCUCUUGAUGUCAGAUAAAUCUUUCCCCCAGAACCCUGUUGAACUAAAGGCACUUUAUAACCAAUAUAUACACUUCAAAGAAACAGAAAUUCUUGCCAAGGAAAGAGAGAAAGGAAGAAUCAAAGAGUUAUAUAAAUUACUAGAGGUGUGGAUUGAAUUUGGCAGAAUCAAACUGCCUCAAGGCUACCACCCUAAUCAUGUAGAAGAAGAAUGGGGGAAACUCAUCAUUGAAAUGCUAGAGCGAGAGAAAUCCCUACGGCCUGCUGUGGAGAGGCUGGAAUUGCUGCUUCAGAUUGCAAACAAAAUACAGAAUGGUGCUUUGAACUGUGAAGAAAAACUGACACUAGCGAAGAAUACACUGCAGGCUGAUGCUGCACACCUGGAAUCAGGACAGCCAGUCCAGUGUGAGUCAGAUGUCAUCAUGUACAUUCAAGAGUGUGAAGGUCUCAUCAGGCAGCUGCAGGUGGAUCUCCAGAUCCUCCGGGAUGAGAAGUACUACCAGCUGGAAGAACUGGCCUUUAGGGUCAUGCGUCUACAGGACGAGCUGGUCACCCUGCGCUUAGAGUGUACAAAUCUAUACCGGAAAGGCCAUUUUACUUCACUUGAAUUGGUCCCACCCUCUACCUUAACUACUACACAUCUGAAAGCAGAACCUCUGAACAAGACAACUCAUUCUUCUACCUCCUGGUUUCGAAAACCUAUGACCCGGGCUGAACUUGUAUCUAUCUCCUCCUCUGAAGAUGAAGGCAGUCUUCGAUUUGUAUAUGAACUACUUUCUUGGGUAGAAGAGAUGCAGAUGAAGCUGGAACGAGCAGAGUGGGGUAAUGAUCUGCCUAGUGUGGAGUUGCAGCUGGAAACGCAGCAGCAUAUCCACACCAGCGUGGAAGAGCUGGGCUCGAGUGUCAAAGAGGCUAGGUUGUACGAGGGAAAGAUGUCCCAGAAUUUUCGUACCAGCUAUGUUGAAACUCUUGGAAAGUUGGAGACACAGUACUGUAAACUGAAGGAGACAUCUAGCUUCCGAAUGAGGCACCUUCAGAGCUUGCACAAGUUUGUCUCCAGAGCUACAGCUGAGCUGAUCUGGUUGAAUGGGAAGGAAGAAGAAGAGCUAGCCUGUGACUGGAGUGACAGCAACCCUAAUAUCUCAGCCAAGAAAACCUACUUCUCUGAGUUGACAAUGGAACUGGAAGGGAAACAAGAUGUAUUUCGUUCUCUACAAGAUACAGCAGAACGCUUGUCACUUGAGAACCAUCCAGCUAAACAAACAGUGGAGGCAUAUAGUGCUGCUGUCCAGUCACAGCUGCAGUGGAUGAAGCAGCUGUGCUUAUGUGUGGAACAACAUGUGAAAGAGAAUGCAGCUUACUUCCAGUUCUUCAGUGAUGCCCGAGACCUGGAGUCAUUCCUGAGAAACCUCCAAGACUCCAUCAAACGAAAAUAUACCUGCGACCACAGCACCAGUCUGUCCCGCCUCGAGGACCUGCUCCAGGACUCCAUGGAUGAAAAGGAGCAGCUUAUACAGUCCAAGAGUUCCGUUGCCAGUCUUGUUGGGAGAUCAAAAACCAUUGUCCAGCUAAAACCGCGCAGUCCAGACCAUCUGCUAAAGAGCACUAUAUCUGUGAAGGCCAUUUGUGACUACCGGCAGAUUGAGAUCACUAUUUGCAAAAAUGAUGAAUGUGUGUUGGAAGAUAAUUCUCAGAGGACCAAAUGGAAAGUGAUCAGCCCUACGGGGAACGAGGCAAUGGUGCCAUCAGUCUGCUUCAUCAUUCCCCCACCCAAUAAGGAUGCCAUUGAGAUGGCCAGCAGGGUAGAGCAAUCUUACCAGAAGGUGAUGGCCCUUUGGCACCAGCUGCAUGUUAACACCAAAAGCCUUAUCUCCUGGAACUAUCUGCGGAAGGACCUUGACCUCAUACAGACCUGGGACACAGAAAAGCUCCGUUCCUUAGCCCCAGGAGAGUGCCACCAGGUUAUGAAGAACCUCCAGGCGCACUAUGAAGACUUUCUACAGGACAGUCAUGACUCUUCUGUCUUCUCAGUAGCUGAUCGCUUGCGAAUGGAAGAGGAAGUGGAAGUUUGUAAAGCCCACUUCCAGCACCUGGUGAAAUCAAUGGAGAAUGAGGACAAAGAAGAGUCAGCAGCCAAAGUGUACAUCUCAGAGCUGAAAAAUAUCCGGCUACGCCUGGAGGAGUGUGAACAGAGACUCCUCAAACAAAUUCAGUUUCCGGCCAGCUCUAAGACUGACAGAGAUGCCAGGCAGGACAUUGCAGUAAGGAUUGCAGAGCAGGAGCACACUCAAGAGGAUUUGCAGCGUCUGAGAUCUGAUUUGGAUGCUAUUUCUAUGAAAUGCCACAUCUUUCUUCAGCAGUCUCCAUCAGGCUCAAGUGCCACCACUCUGCGCUCAGAGCUGAACCUAAUGGUAGAAAAGAUGGACCACAUCUAUGGUCUGUCUACUGUCUAUCUGAAUAAAUUAAAGACUAUUGAUGUGAUAGUACGUAGCAUACAAGAUGCUGAGCUGUUGGUCAAAGGUUAUGAGAUCAAGCUGAGUCAAGAAGAAGCCGUGCCAGCAGACCUCUCAGCCCUGGAGUCCCAUCGGGCCACACUGCAGCAUUGGCUUAAUGACGUGAAGGACAAGAAUUCAGUGUUCUCAGUCCUGGAUGGGGAAAUCACUAAGGCAAAGGAAGUGGCAGAACAGCUUCGUCACCUAACGCCAGAGCAAAACUUGGAUUUGGAGCGUUAUCAGGAGAAGGGUUCUCAGCUUCAGGAGCGCUGGCACCGAGUCCUUGCCCAGCUGGAAACCCGGCAAUCUGAGGUGGAAAGUAUCCAGGAAAUUCUGAGAGAUUACCGAGCCUGCCACGGAACUCUUAUCAAGUGGAUUGAGGAAACCACUGCCCAGCAGGAGCUGAUGAAGCCAGGCCAGGCAGAAGAUAGCCGAGUGCUGUCAGAGCAGCUCAGUCAGCAGACGGAACUGUUUGCAGAAAUUGAGAGAAAUCAGACAAAACUGGACCAAUGUCAAAAAUUUUCCCAGCAGUACUCCACUAUUGUGAAGGACUAUGAGUUGCAGCUGAUGACGUACAAGGCCUUUGUGGAAUCGCAACAGAAAUCCCCUGGCAAGCGCCGCCGCAUGAUCUCCUCUUCAGAUGCCAUCACACAGGAGUUCAUGGACUUGAGGACCCGAUACACAGCUUUGGUGACAUUAACAACUCAGCAUGUGAAAUACAUCAGCGAUGCUCUCCGGCGGUUGGAGGAGGAGGAGAACUACAAGCAAGGAGUUAUUUAUUUAGCAUUGACAGCAUCGAGAAUCCUAGAAGGAUAUGAGCUCUCAGAAAAAGAGAAGGAACAGAUCUCCGAGCAGUUGAGCGCCCUGAACAAGACUUACCACGACCUUUGUGACGGCUCUGCCAGCCAGCUCCAGCAACUCCAAAGCGAGCUGGCUCAGCAGACAGAACAAAAGGGUUGCAGAGCUGUUGCUGGCGUGAUUGACCUAGGCACAGUGGAGAUAUUUCCCAUCUUCAGAGCCAUGCAAAGGGGCCUUAUUGACCAAGACACAGGCCUUGUGCUCCUGGAAUCCCAGGUUAUCAUGUCUGGCCUCAUUGCCCCUGAGAACAGUGAAAAACUCUCUUUGGAAGAGGGUCUCGCCAGAAACCUCAUUAACCUUCCAAUGUACCAACAGCUCCUGGAGCUGCAGGAUUCUCUGUCCUUAAUAAGCAGGCUUACAGAGACCCAAGGCCCCCUUUCUGUGGUGGAAGCAAUUGAAAAGAAAAUAAUCAGUGAGAGACUCGGACUGAAAAUCUUAGAAGCUCACCUGGCUACUGGAGGUUUCAGUCUCUCCCCAAGUGAGAACUGUAUUAAUUUGGAGGAAGCUUUUCAUCGAGGCUUCAUUUCAUCGUGGCUUCAUUCAGUAUUACAGUCUCACCUGAGAUCAUCCAAGAAUUUGAUAGACCCUAACACAGCUGAGAAAGUUAACUUGCUAGAACUGAUGCAGAGAUGUAUCAUCCAUCAAGAAUCAGGCCUGAAAUUGCUGCCUGUCAAGCAGUUGGCAGGGGGAAUGGUGAGCUUGAAGUCAGGUCGGAAGGUUAGCAUUUUCCGUGCCGUUCAGGAAGGAUUGAUAGAUAGGCAGGUCACUGUCCGACUGCUGGAAGCUCAGCUUUUUGCUGGUGGCAUAGUAGAUCCAAGAAUAGGACACAGACUUACAGUGGAAGAGGCUGUGAGACAUAAUUUGAUUGACCAAGAUAUGGCCUGUGCUAUUCUCAUAAGGCAGCUUCAGACAGGAGGCAUCAUUGACACUGUCACAGGGAAUAGGAUGACUAUGGAUGAAGCAGUGAGCAAUAAUCUAGUAGCUGCUAAGACUGCCCUUGUAAUUCUGGAAUCCCUCUGGUCAUUCAUGGGGUUACUAUGGCCUGAAUCUGGUGAGAUACUCCCAAUUACAGAUGCUCUAGAACAAGGUAUUGUGUCUACUGAAUUAGCACAUAAAAUUCUCAGUAAACGACAGCAAAUUGAGGCUCUUUUUCUACCAACAAUUACAGAGAUUUGGUCCUGGAAGAAAGCAACAGAGAGUGGUAUCUUAGAUAAAGAACUUGCCAAUAACUUAAGAUCAAUUUGUAUCCCUGAUGUUAUGCCUCACAUACAACUAGCAGACUCAGCAGAACAAAGUAAAUUAGGUGUUGCUCCUGGUACCCUACCCCUGUCGUGCCAAAGAGAGAAAAUAGUAAGCCAUGGAGAGAAGCUGUUGUUUCAACUGAUGACUCACAGCUACAUUAAUGUACAGACCGGGCAGAGACUGCUUCUGUUGGAUCAGGAGCUGCUGGAGAUGCUAUCAUCCAGAGAUGAAUAUCAAACAGAUCUUCCAGAUAUAUUUGAAAUUCAGCAUCAAAGACUAGACAUGUCUGGGGAAUUGCAAGAAUUGGAUACUGGAAAUAUCUCCCAAAUUUUCAGUGCUAAAUGUACUAGGAAGCCCUGUGAAUCCCAGUUUCUUUCUCAGAACAAAGGCUAUCCCAAACCGGAAAACUAUACUGAAGCAAAAGGCAAAAGGACUGCUGUAGGAAUAGAACACUCUUCUGAAGAGAGCCUUGAGAAGGAUCUUUUUGUAGGAGAACAAAAAGCAAUUACUUCAAACAUUGGCACUUUGAAGGUCAUAAAUAAAGUCAACUUAGAGCUUCAAAGUCCAUUGUUAGAUACUAGAAAGAAAGAACAAACAGAAAUGUUUAGCAAGGAAAAUAUCAGUGGGGGACCCCUCCUAGUGGAAUGUCCUAAGGAAUCUGAAGGCAUGCCUUUGGUGCUUGAGAAAGACCUCCUUUCUACUGAGAAAUCAGAAUGGCAAGCUCCCACAAAGACUUCCUUCACAUGUCAGAAAGAAAAAGUAAAGACUGUCAAAACUGAGUUUAUUCCAAGUGAAACUAUAAUACCCCUCAUAAAGUUCCAAAACAAAAACUCACAAUGUCAAGUGGAGACUUCAAGCUUGAAAUCAGAAUUUAAGUCAGAAAAUGGUAUGAAUAUUAAUUCUUUGGAGAAAGAGUUAAGUGGAACACUUUUGGUUAAGGAUAGCCACAGACAGAGCCAAGGACAGAGUGUUGCAGAUGGUCGCAUGGUGGUAUUAGAAAAGACUGAUACAGAUGGGGAUGGUGGUGAAUCUUCCUUGUUGUGUGGUCAUCCUUUUGAAUUGCCAGAAGAAGCCACCUUAAGUAAGUUAUCUUCACAGCUACUGGAUGGUGGUAUCAUCCAUGAAGAAACAGGUCAGAAAUUCUUACUAAAUGAAGCAAUAGGCCAAGGCCUUGUGUCUAGCCAUACUGCUGUGAAACUAAUGGGAAAACUGAACAUGUUUCGGGGCUUCUUUGACUCUCAGACCUGUGAGUCUUUGACAACUGAAGAAGUCAUUGAUGAAGGUCUGAUGGAUGAGAAAUUACUACAUAAUGUCCUUAUGUCAGACAAAGCUAUAAGUGGUGUCUUAGACCCCAGAACCAACUCACUGUGCUCUGUAAAGCAGGCCGUGGCAGCUGGACUUCUCGACAAGGAGCUAGCCACCAGGAUUUUAGAGGGCCAGGUGGUAACUGGGGGAAUUGUGGACCUGAAACGGGGCAAAAAGCUUUCAGUAACUUUGGCCUCAAAUCUUGGUUUGGUAGACAGUGCUGACCAGACAGACCUUAUAAAUCUGGAAAAGGCUACCAAAGGCAGAGAUGCUGAAAAAGCAGUUAAGAAGAGAUUAAUUGGGCUACAAAUGGAAACAACAGGACUUAUGGACCCUGAUAGUAAAGCACCAUUAACAGUUUUGCAGUCCAUUGAUAGAGGUCUUCUGGAGAGAGAAGAAGCUGUUUCUCUGUUGGCUAAGCAAGUACUUGAUGGUGGUAUCAUUCAUCAUAUUUCUGGGCUGAGACUUUCUGUUGAUAAUGCCUUCAAACAUGGCUUCAUUGCUGAAGAUGUAGCCAGGCAGCUCAAAAAAGUUGAGAAUUUAAAUCACCAUCAAUUUUUUCAUCCUCAAACAAAGGAAGCUCUUUCCUUCUCAGAAGCCAUAAAAUUAGAUCUUGUCUCUCCAGAGUUGAAAAGAGAAAUCCAAGAGAUUCAGGACUAUAGUGGGAACUUGGGAGAUCUCAUUUAUGGUCAGAAAUUGACCUUGGCAGAAGCUAACAAAGGAGGAUCCUUAGCUAAUAAGACAGAAUUACCUUCAGGAAUGAUACAUGGAGUCGUAGAUCCUGAGAACUGCAGAAUUAUUCCCUACUCAGAAUUAGUAAAGAAAUGUAGGAUUGACACUGAGUCUGGAUGGAGGUAUCUUGAAGUAAUCCCAUUCUCUGAUAUUAAAGAUGAGGUGAGCAACCAAGUACUACCAUUGUCUGAAGCAGUGCAGCAUGGCAAGGUAGAUUUUGCAUCUACACUGAAGGCUUUGGAAGCCCAGGCAAACACUGGUGGAAUUAUAGAUACAACCACAGGAAGAAGAUUGACAUUGGCAUCAGCUUUGGAACAGAAACUAUUGGAUGAAAACAUGGCCAGAAUUAUUGCUUUUCAUCAGAUUUUAAGUGGAGGAAUUAUUGAUAUAUAUAAUAAUCAAAGAGUGACUUUAAAGGAUGCUGUAGAGAAAAGAUUUAUUAGCCCUGAGCUGGCGUCUGUGAUCCAAGCAGAUACCUUAGAAAAGCAAGGUGGGACUGAAGUAUGUGAAUUGAAGGGUGAAUUCCCAAAAACGGAGUUACUAGUUGAGUGUGGGGAGACCUCCAAGGGGAGCUAUGAUAAAGAACAGCAUGGGAGAGUGGUCCAAGUUGCAAGUCAAUGUGUUCAAGAAAAGGUUAAAGGAAGGGUUUCUAGUAGGGGAAAGGCAGAAAGAGGUAGGAAGGUUUCACUGAAGGAGAUGGAAACUAAGUCUCAUGAUGAGGAGAAAGCUUCUUUGGACAAUAAAGUUCCUGCUGAUAUCAUAAGUCCUGGUGGUCUUGAAGGUGAACCUUCACACCAAGUUUCAGUGAUGCUUCCCUGUUCAGGAGCUUCUGAUUUGAAACCCAGAGAGGAAGCUAGAAGUCGCAUGAGAACAUGUGCAGAUGUAGAGCAAGAGAAAGUAGUGACACAAAUAAAAAUGAUUUCUCAUGUAGGACAAUCUACGUCAGGCCUGGAUGCUGAAGAAGCAAGAGAAUGUCGAGGGAAAAGGAUUUCAGAAGGCCAGGUAUCUCAUCGCGAAUCAGUCAGCGGACUGUUGAGUAAGCAGUCAGUGAAUGUGAGGGUUAACAGGGGAGUGGCUGUUGGGGAAAGUGUCCACACAGGCAAAGCAGCAGGCCUUCCUGAGGAAAGCUUGGACCAGGAAGUUACUGUUGGUGAUGAACAUGACUCGUGUGUAAAGAGCCAGUCUUUGUUAAUGAUUGGAAAUGACAAGAGAAAAGACAUUGGUAGAGAAAUGAACUUUUCUGUUAUUUGUAAAACUGAAGACUUCUCUUCCCAAGUGACAUCCAAAGAUGCUUCCCUACGGAAUCAAGGUGCUUUAACAUUCUUCAGCGAAGAGGAAAUGAAAACUGUGAACCUCUGCUCGAUCUUAAAGCCAGAAGAAAAGUUACCUCAAGAAAUUGCUAGUGAUGCCCAGAAGAAACCAUUUUCUUCUGAGAUCCCAAGACCUGAAAGACUAAAUGACCCAGACUCAGAUGGAGAAGUCCCUGUUUCAGACACAUUCCAAAUUUCCAAAAGAGACAUGUCUUCCCAAAGACCCAGCAGACAGAAUACUACCAAUGGCCACAAUCUGUGUGCUACAUCUAAGACUGGGGAGACCAAAGAUAAUAUUUUCACUUGUAGAGAUGAUAAAGAAAAGUUAUACCAAGAGAUACCUUUGGACUCAACAAGAGCUCUUAUAUGGAAAGAACCCACAGUUUCUACCAUAAAUACAGAAGUAGUCAGUCAUCUAGACUCCUCAGAUAGAAAACAUCUUCAUGAAGAUAGCAAAGGGGAUCAUGAGCUUUGUGAACAUGAAAAAUCUAAAAUAGCAACAACCCAGGAAACAAAAUUUCUUGAAAUAGUAAAUCCCAUAAUUAGAGACCCAGAAGAAGGGUCCUCUGAAGACACAGUGGGUCAGAAAGAACCCAGGGUCUUUUUUCCAGAGAAAUUGCCCAAAGGAAUAUUACUGAAGGAGAAUGUAGAACAACACAAUGCUGUCACUAGUCCCACUGUUUCAGAAGUCAGUGAAGAAAUGCCAGUGUCCCUGCCAUAUUCUACAGUGAAGAUAGGUGAGAAGGUGCCUCAGGAAAAGUACAAAGAAAUCCUUGGUGAAGAACAAGCUCCCUUCAUGGCUGUACCUGGUGAGAAGGGGAGAGAAGGUGUAAACCCAGUGCCCUGCAGAACUACUCAGAAUGUGUUUACCCGACGACUUUGUUUAGAGCAUGAUGAGAAGCUGGUGUCCUAUCUUUCCCUCUUACGGGACAUUGAAAUGAGAACCAAACAGAUUCAGCCUUUGGAGCUUAAUGUGGCAGAGCUGCAGGAUCUGCUGUGUCAGGCCAAGGUAUUAGACAGGGAGCUGAAAGAUCUGUCCACCGUGGUGAGUCAGGAAUUGGAGUGUGUGGAUACGAUUGUUAUCAGCCAGCCGCAAGAAGUUCCUGCUCAGCUGCUGAAGGCAUUAGAGAAAGAUGCCAGGAAUCUUCAGAAGUCUCUAGACUCCGUUAGUGACUCUUGGGGUUCCAGACUCCUCUGCCUCCAGAAUGCCAUGGAAGUCAAACAGACCGCAGUGUUCAAUCAGCACACAGAACUAGAAGACAAACUUGAAGACCUGAGAGCCUGGGUUGACAGAACCAGUCUUACUCUGAACAGCAGGGGAUGUGUCAGUGAAACUGAUGCAGACAGCCUGCGUCACUCUCUCCAGCAGUGUGAGGUUAUAAAACAGUCUAUAGCUGUAAGGAAAUCUCAGCUGGACAUUCUUGCUUUGGAUGUUGAGCUCUUUACCACUGAGCAUGCGCGAGAUCUAUCUCCUGAGCAGAACCAACAGAUGCUGCAGUUUCUGAAUGAAUUACAGAGGUCCUUCCAGGACCUUGUGGAACAGACUGCAGCUCAGAUGGAUGCAUUGCAGGGCCAUCUUCAGCAAAUCCAGCAAGAAGUUCAGGUUAAGACUCUGCAGAAGCAACAAAAUACCUGCCAUCAGAAGCUGGAGGACCUUCGCAGCUGGGUCGGACAGGCAGAAAGAGCUCUGGUGAGACACCAGGGCGGAGCCUCUCAGCAAGAUCUUUCUGCUUUGCGGAAAGACCAAAGGGGCUUGAAGGAUUUGCAGGAUGAUAUUCAGAAUCAUUCUGCCUCAUUUGUCUCGGCUGUCAAAGACGUUGAAGGGUUCCUGGAAGAGAACCAGACCAAGCUGAGCCCCCAAGAGUUAAUGUCUCUUCGAGAAAAACUUCAUCAGGCUAAGGAGCAAUAUGAGGUUCUCCAGGAAAGGACACGGGUAGCUCAGAAGGAGCUGGAGGAAGCAGUGACGUCAGCCUUACAGCACGAGACAGAGAAGAGUAAAGCAGCAACCGAGCUGGCAGAGAACAGGAGGAAGAUUGAUGCUCUCUUGGAUUGGGUGACUUCUGUGGGGUCAUCUGAAAGACAGCUGCAGGCCAGCCUUCUAGGAAUGGAGCAACUCUCUGGAGCUAGCCUUGAAAAACGAGCCUUGGAUGCCCCCGAUGGUUAUGUGGAGGUGAACCAAGUACCAGAGAAACUGGACAGGCAAUAUGAGUUAAUGAAGGCACGUCACCAAGAAUUGCUGUCUCAGCAGCAGAAUUUUAUUGUGGCCACCCAGUCAGCUCAGGCCUUCCUGAACCAACAUGGUCACAAUCUUACACCUGAGGAACGACAGAAGCUACAAGAGAAACUAGGUGAACUGAAGGAACAAUAUGCAGCUUCCCUGGCCCAGUCAGAGGCAGAGCUGAAGCAGACGCAGACACUGCGAGAUGAACUACAGAAGUUCCUGCAAGAUCAUAGGGAAUUUGACAGCUGGCUAGAACGAUCUGAGAAUGAGCUGAACAGUAUGCAUAAGGGCAGCAGCAGUCCUGAAGCCCUGUGCUCCUUGCUAAAGCGGCAAGGAAGCUUCUCAGAGGAUGUCAUUUCCCACAAAGGAGACUUGAGAUUUGUGACUAUCUCAGGACAGAAAGUCUUAGACACAGAAAACAAUUUUGAGGAAGGCCAGGAACCAUCAGCUACCAGAAACUUAGUGAAUGAAAAGCUGAAGGACGCAACAGAAAGAUAUAGCACGCUCCACUCUAAGUGUACACGAUUGGGCUCUCACUUGAACAUGCUGCUAGGCCAGUAUCAGCAAUUCCAGAGCAGCGCUGACAGCCUGCAGGCGUGGCUGUUGACUUGUGAGGCCAGUGUGAAGAAGCUCCUCUCAGAACCUGUUGCCUCUGACCCUGCAAUCCUGCAACAGCAGCUUGCAACAACAAAGCAGUUACAGGAAGAAUUGGCUGAGCACCAAGUCCCUGUAGAGAAGCUUCAGAAAGCAGCCCAUGACCUAAUGGAAAUUGAAGGAGAGCCAGCCCUGGACCCCAGGCCUAUUCAAGAAACCACAAAUUCCAUAUUCAGCCGCUUCCAGAGCCUCUCCUGUAGCUUGGCUGAGCGCUCUGCUUUGCUGCAGAAGGCGAUUGCUCAAUCUCAGAGUGUUCAGGAAAGCCUAGAGAACCUGUUGCAGUCCAUGAGGGAAGUUGAACAAAACCUGGAAGGGGAGCAGGUGGCAUCACUCUCAUCAGGAGUCAUCCAGGAAGUCUUGGCCAACAACAUGAAACUGAAACAAGACAUUGCUAGACAAAAAAGCAGCUUGGAAGCCACCCAUGAGAUGGUCACUCAGUUCAUGGAGACUGCUGACAGCACCACAGCCUCAGUGCUGCAGGGCAAACUGGCAGAGGUGAGCCAGCGCUUCGAACAGCUCCAGCGCCAGCAGCAAGAAAAAGAGAGCAACCUAAAGAAGCUCCUGCCCCAGGCAGAGAUGUUUGAGCAGCUCUCCAGCAAGCUUCAGCAGUUCAUGGAAAACAAAAGUCGAAUGCUGGCCUCUGGGAAUCAGCCAGAUCAAGAUAUUGCACAUUUCUCCCAACAGAUCCAGAGAGAGAAAGAUGCAUCAACUUGCCAGGAGCAGUUGGAUGAAUUCCGGAAGCUGAUUAGAACCUUCCAGAAAUGGCUGAAAGAAACUGAAGGAAAUGUUCCACCUGUAGAUACUUUCAUGAGUACUAAGGAACUGGAAAAGCAGAUUGAACACUUGAAUGGUCUUCUAAAUGACUGGGCGAGUAAGGGGAUUCUGGUGGAAGAAAUCAGUUGUAAGGGGAGUUCCUUAGAAAAUCUCAUCAUGGAGAUCACAGCACCUGAUUCCCAAGCUAAGACAGGUUCCAUACUACCCUCUGUAGGAAGCUCUGUAGGCAGUGUAAACGGAUACCACACCUGCAAAGAUCUUACAGAAAUCCAGUGUGACAUGUCUGAUGUAAAUUCAAAGUAUGAGAAACUGGGAGAAGUCCUUCGAGAACGCCAGGAAAGCCUUCAGACUGUCCUCAGCAGAAUGGAGGAGGUUCAGAAAGAAGCAAGCUCUGUAUUACAGUGGUUAGAAUCAAAAGAGGAAAUUCUGAAAGCCAUGGAUGCCUCUUUGUCUCCAACCAAGACAGAAACAGUAAAAGCCCAAGCAGAAUCUAACAAGGCUUUCCUGACUGAAUUGGAACAGAAUUCCCCUAAGAUCCAGAAAGUAAAGGAAGCUCUGGCUGGAUUAUUGAGGACAUAUCCCAACUCAAAAGAAGCAGAAAACUGGAAAAAAAUGCAAGAAGAGCUCAAUUCCCGAUGGGAAAAGGCCACCGAGGUUACUGUGGCUCGCCAAAAGCAGCUAGAGGAAUCUGCAAGCCAUCUGGCCUGUUUCCAAACUGCAGAAUCCCAGCUCCGCCCUUGGCUGAUGGAGAAGGAACUGAUGAUGGGAGUUCUGGGACCCCUAUCUAUUGACCCCAACAUGUUGAAUGCACAGAAACAGCAGGUCCAGUUUAUGCUGAAGGAAUUUGAAGCACGAAGGCAACAGCAUGAGCAGCUGAAUGAGGCAGCUCAGGGCAUCCUAACAGGGCCUGGAGAUAUCUCUCCAUCCACCAGCCACGUGCAGAGAGACCUCCAAAGCAUCAAUCAGAAGUGGGUUGAGCUCACUGACAAGCUUAACUCUCGUUCCAGCCAAAUUGAUCAAGCUAUUGUUAAAAGUACCCAGUACCAAGAGUUGCUCCAGGACUUAUCAGAAAAGGUGAAAGCAGUUGGGCAGCGACUGAGUGGCCAGUCGGCCAUCAGCACCCAACCUGAUGCUGUAAAGCAGCAACUAGAGGAAACCAGUGAGAUUCGGUCUGACUUGGGACAAUUAGACAAUGAGAUUAAGGAGGCUCAGACGCUGUGUGAUGAACUCUCGCUGCUCAUUGGUGAGCAGUACCUCAAGGAUGAGCUGAAGAAACGUUUGGAGACAGUUGCCCUGCCACUCCAAGGCUUAGAAGAACUUGCAGCUGAUCGCAUGAACAGACUCCAGGCAGCUCUUGCCAGCACCCAGCAAUUCCAACAAAUGUUUGAUGAGCUGAGGACCUGGUUGGAUGAAAAACAAAGCCAGCAAGCAAAAAUCUGCCCAAUUUCUGCAAAAUUGGAGCGACUCCAGUCUCAGCUACAAGAGAAUGAAGAGUUUCAGAAGAACCUUAAUCAACACAGUGGUUCCUAUGAGGUGAUUGUGGCUGAGGGGGAAUCUCUACUGCUUUCUGUGCCUCCUGGAGAAGAGAAAAAGACUUUACAAAAUCAGUUGGUUGAACUCAAAAGCCACUGGGAAGACCUUAGUAAAAAAACUGCAGACCGACAGUCUAGGCUCAAGGACUGUCUGCAGAAAGCUCAGAAAUAUCAGUGGCAUGUGGAAGACCUUGUGCCCUGGAUAGAAGAUUGCAAGGCCAAGAUGUCUGAGUUGCAGGUUACUUUGGAUCCAGUGCAGUUGGAGGCCAGCCUCUUGAGGUCAAAGGCAAUGCUGAGUGAGGCAGAGAAGCGCCGCUCCCUGCUGGAAGUACUGAAUAGUGCUGCUGACAUUCUGAUCAAUUCUUCAGAAAUAGAUGAAGAUGAGAUCCGGGAUGAGAAGGCUGGACUCAACCAGAACAUGGAUGCCAUUACAGAGGAGCUACAGGCCAAAACGGGCUCUCUAGAAGAAAUGACUCAGAGGCUCAAGGAAUUCCAGGAAAGCUUUAAGAAUAUUGAAAAGAAGGUUGAAGGAGCCAAACACCAGCUUGAAAUCUUCGAUGCUCUGGGCUCUCAAGCCUGUAGCAACAAGAAUCUUGAGAAGCUAAGAGCUCAGCAAGAAGUUCUGCAGGCCCUGGAGCCUCAGGUAGACUACCUGAGGAACUUCACUCAGGGACUGGUGGAAGAUGCCCCAGCUGGAUCUGAUGCCUCCCCACUUGUGCAUCAAGCUGAGGUCGCCCAGCAAGAGUUCCUAGAGGUGAAACAACGAGUGAACAGUGCUUGCCUGACCAUGGAGAACAAGCUAGAGGGGAUUGGGCAGUUUCACUGUCGAGUUCGAGAAAUGUUUUCUCAGUUGGCUGACCUGGAUGAUGAGCUAGAUGGCAUGGGAGCCAUUGGUAGAGACACGGAUAGCCUCCAGUCACAAAUUGAGGAUGUGCGGCUAUUCCUUAACAAAAUCCAAGCCCUCAGGGUUGACAUAGAAGACUCUGAAGCAGAGUGUCGAAAAAUGUUGGAGGAAGAGGGGACUGUGGACUUACUAGGUCUCAAGAGGGAGCUAGAAGCCCUUAAUAAACAGUGUGGUAAACUGACAGAGAGAGGGAAAGCCCGCCAGGAGCAGCUGGAGCUCACACUGGGCAGAGUGGAGGACUUCUACAGGAAACUGAAAGCGCUCAAUGAUGCCACGGCAGCUGCAGAAGAGGCCGAAGCGCUCCAGUGGGUUGUGGGCACUGAAGUGGAUGUCAUCAGCCAGCAGCUGGCAGACUUUAAGACGUUUCAGAAAGAACAAGUGGAUCCUCUACAGGUGAAAUUGCAGCAAGUAAAUGGUCUUGGCCAGGGAUUAAUUCAGAGUGCAGGAAAAAACUGUGACGUGCAGGGUUUAGAACAUGACAUGGAGGAGAUCAAUACUCGAUGGAAUACACUGAAUAAGAAGGUUGCACAAAGAAUUGCACAACUGCAGGAGGCUUUGUUACAUUGUGGGAAAUUUCAAGAUGCCUUGGAGCCAUUGCUCAGCUGGUUGGCAGACACUGAGGAGCUCAUAGCCAAUCAGAAGCCUCCAUCUGCUGAGUAUAAAGUGGUGAAAGCACAGAUUCAAGAGCAGAAGUUGCUCCAGCGACUCCUAGAUGAUCGGAAGGCCACCGUGGAUAUGCUUCAGGCAGAAGGAGGCAGAAUAGCACAGUCAGCUGAGCUGGCUGAUAGAGAGAAAAUCAACGGACAGCUGGAGAGUCUUGAACGUAGAUGGACUGAGCUCCUCAACAAGGCAGCAGCCAGGCAAAAACAGCUGGAAGAUAUCUUGGUUCUGGCCAAACAAUUCCAUGAGACAGCUGAGCCUAUUUCUGACUUCUUAUCUGUCACAGAGAAAAAGCUUGCUAACUCGGAACCUGUUGGCACUCAGACUGCCAAAAUACAUCAGCAGAUUAUUCGUCACAAGGCCUUAAAUGAAGAAAUUAUUAAUAGAAAGAAGAAUGUAGAUCAAGCUAUUAAAAAUGGUCAGGCUCUUCUAAAGCAAACUACAGGUGAGGAAGUGUUACUUAUCCAGGAGAAGCUGGACGGAAUAAAGACCCGUUACGCAGACAUUACAGUCACUAGCUCCAAGGCCCUCAGAACUUUAGAACAAGCCCGGCAGCUGGCCACCAAGUUCCAUUCUACAUAUGAGGAACUAACUGGGUGGCUGAGGGAGGUGGAGGAAGAACUGGCAGCCAGUGGAGGACAGUCUCCCACAGGGGAGCAAAUACCCCAGUUUCAGCAAAGACAGAAGGAACUGAAGAAGGAGGUCAUGGAGCACAGGCUGGUGUUGGACACAGUGAAUGAGGUGAGCCAUGCUCUCCUAGAGCUGGUGCCCUGGAGAGCCAGAGAAGGGCUGGAUAAGCUUGUGUCUGAUGCCAACGAGCAGUACAAACUGGUCAGUGACACUAUUGGACAAAGGGUGGAUGAAAUUGAUGCUGCUAUUCAGAGAUCACAACAGUAUGAGCAAGCUGCAGAUGCAGAACUAGCCUGGGUUGCUGAAACAAAGCGAAAGCUGAUGGCGCUUGGUCCAAUCCGUCUAGAGCAAGACCAGACCACGGCUCAGCUGCAGGUACAGAAGGCUUUCUCCAUUGACAUCAUCCGACACAAAGAUUCAGUGGAUGAACUGCUCAGUCACCGUGGUGAAAUAUUUAGCACAUGUGGAGAGGAGCAGAAAGCUGUACUGCAGGAGAAAACUGAGUGCCUAAUACAGCAAUAUGAAGCCGUUAGCCUGCUCAACUCAGAGCGCUAUGCCCGCCUAGAGCGGGCACAGGUCCUGGUGAACCAGUUUUGGGAAACAUACGAAGAGCUUAGCCCCUGGGCUGAAGAAACUCUAGCAUUAAUAGCACAGCUGCCCCCUCCAGCUGUUGAUCAUGAGCAACUCAGACAGCAGCAGGAAGAGAUGAGGCAACUGAGGGAAUCCAUUGCUGAACACAAGCCUCAUAUUGAUAAGAUACUAAAGAUAGGGCCACAGUUAAAGGAGUUAAACCCUGAAGAAGGAAAAAUGGUGGAAGAAAAAUACCAGAAAGCAGAAAACAUGUAUGCCCAAAUAAAAGAUGAGGUGCGCCAACGGGCCCUGGCUCUGGAUGAGGCUGUGUCCCAGUCUGCUCAGUUUCAUGAUAAAAUUGAACCCAUGUUGGAAACUCUGGAGAAUCUUUCUUCUCGCCUACGGAUGCCGCCCCUGAUUCCUGCUGAAGUCGAAAAGAUUAGAGAGUGCAUCAGUGACAAUAAAAGUGCCACCAUGGAGCUAGAAAAACUGCAGCCAUCUUUUGAGGCCCUGAAGCGUCGUGGAGAGGAACUCAUUGGGAGAUCUCUGGGAGCAGACAAGGAUCUGGCUGCAAAAGAAAUUCAGGACAAGCUGGAUCAAAUGGUAUUCUUCUGGGAGGACAUCAAAGCACGGUCUGAAGAGCGAGAGAUUAAAUUCCUUGAUGUCCUUGAGUUAGCGGAAAAGUUCUGGUAUGACAUGGCAGCUCUCCUGACGACUAUCAAAGACACCCAGGAUAUUGUCCAUGACUUGGAAAGCCCUGGCAUUGACCCCUCCAUCAUCAAGCAACAGGUUGAAGCUGCUGAGACAAUUAAGGAGGAGACAGAUGGUCUGCAUGAGGAAUUGGAGUUCAUUAGAAUCCUUGGAACAGAUUUGAUUUUUGCCUGUGGAGAAACUGAGAAACCUGAAGUGAAGAAGAGCAUUGAUGAGAUGAAUAAUGCUUGGGAGAAUUUAAACAAAACUUGGAAAGAAAGGCUAGAAAAACUUGAGGAUGCCAUGCAAGCAGCUGUGCAGUAUCAGGACACUCUCCAGGCUAUGUUUGACUGGCUAGACAACACUGUGAUCAAACUCUGCACCAUGCCUCCAGUGGGCACUGACCUCAACACUGUCAAAGAUCAGUUAAAUGAAAUGAAGGAGUUCAAAGUAGAAGUCUACCAACAACAAAUUGAGAUGGAAAAACUCAUUCACCAGGGUGAAUUGAUGUUAAAGAAAGCUACUGAUGAAACAGACAGAGACAUUAUACGAGAACCAUUAACAGAACUCAAACACCUCUGGGAGAACCUGGAUGAGAAAAUUGCCCAUCGACAGCAUAAGCUAGAAGGUGCUCUCUUGGCCCUUGGUCAGUUCCAGCAUGCCCUAGAAGAACUAAUGAGUUGGUUAACUCACACUGAAGAGCUGCUUGAUGCUCAGAGACCAAUAAGUGGAGAUCCAAAAGUCAUUGAAGUUGAACUUGCAAAACACCAUGUUCUGAAAAAUGAUGUUUUGGCUCAUCAAGCCACCGUGGAAACAGUCAACAAAGCUGGCAAUGAACUUCUUGAAUCUAGUGCUGGAGAUGAUGCCAGCAGCCUAAGGAGCCGCCUGGAAACCAUGAACCAGUGCUGGGAAUCUGUGCUGCAAAAGACAGAGGAGAGGGAGCAGCAGCUCCAGUCAACUCUGCAGCAGGCCCAGGGUUUCCACAGUGAAAUUGAAGAUUUCCUCUUGGAACUCAAUAGAAUGGAGAGCCAGCUUUCUGCAUCCAAGCCUACAGGAGGACUCCCUGAAACUGCUAGAGAACAGCUUGACACACACAUGGAACUGCAUUCUCAGCUGAGAGCCAAGGAAGAGACUUACAAUCAGCUGCUUGACAAGGGAAGGCUUAUGCUCCUCAGCCGUGGUGAUUCUGGGUCUGGCUCAAAGACUGAGCAGAGCGUGGUUCUCUUGGAACAGAAGUGGCACGUGGUUAGCAGUAAGAUGGAAGAAAGAAAGUCAAAGCUCGAAGAAGCCCUCAGCCUGGCAACAGAAUUCCAGAAUUCCCUGCAAGAAUUUAUCAACUGGCUUACUCUGGCAGAGCAGAGUUUAAACAUCGCCUCGCCUCCCAGUCUGAUUUUGAACACUGUUCUUUCCCAGAUAGAAGAGCAUAAGGUUUUUGCUAAUGAAGUAAACGCUCAUCGAGACCAGAUCAUUGAGCUGGAUCAAACAGGGAACCAGUUAAAGUUCCUUAGUCAGAAACAGGAUGUUGUCUUGAUCAAGAAUCUGUUAGUUAGUGUCCAGUCUCGGUGGGAGAAGGUUGUUCAGAGAUCUGUUGAAAGGGGGCGAUCACUGGAUGAUGCCAGGAAGCGGGCAAAACAAUUCUAUGAAGCUUGGAAAAAACUGAUUGACUGGCUAGAAGAUGCAGAGAGUCAUCUGGACUCAGAACUGGAGAUUUCCAAUGACCCAGACAAAAUAAAACUCCAGCUUUCUAAACAUAAGGAAUUUCAGAAAACUCUCGGUGGCAAACAGCCUGUGUACGAUACCACAAUCAGAACUGGCAGAGCUCUCAAAGACAAGACUUUGCUUGCUGAUGAUACUCAGAAACUCGACAACUUGCUAGGAGAAGUCAGAGACAAAUGGGAUACCGUCUGUGGCAAGUCUGUAGAGCGGCAGCACAAGUUGGAAGAAGCCUUACUGUUUUCAGGACAGUUCAUGGAUGCUUUGCAGGCCUUAGUCGACUGGUUGUACAAGGUGGAGCCACAGUUGGCUGAGGACCAGCCUGUACACGGGGACCUUGACCUCGUCAUGAACCUCAUGGAUGCCCAUAAGGUUUUCCAAAAAGAACUGGGAAAGCGAACGGGCACUGUUCAGGUCCUAAAGCGGUCAGGCAGAGAGCUGAUUGAGAACAGUAGGGACGACACAACGUGGGUCAAGGGGCAGCUCCAGGAACUGAGUACUCGCUGGGAUACUGUGUGCAAACUCUCUGUUUCCAAGCAAAGCCGACUUGAGCAGGCCUUAAAACAGGCAGAAGAGUUUCGGGACACAGUCCAUAUGCUGUUGGAGUGGCUUUCUGAAGCAGAGCAAACACUUCGCUUCCGAGGGGCCCUUCCUGACGACACAGAGUCCCUACAGUCUCUCAUUGACACGCACAAGGAGUUCAUGAAGAAAGUAGAAGAAAAACGGGUGGAUGUGAACACAGCAGUGGCGAUGGGAGAAGUUAUCCUGGCUGUCUGCCAUCCUGACUGCAUCACGACCAUCAAACACUGGAUCACCAUCAUCCGAGCUCGCUUUGAGGAGGUCCUGACAUGGGCAAAACAACACCAGCAACGCCUGGAAGCAGCUCUGUCAGAACUGGUGGCUAAUGCUGAGCUCCUGGAAGAACUCUUAGCCUGGAUCCAGUGGGCUGAGACCACCCUAAUCCAGCGGGAUCAGGAGCCUAUCCCUCAGAAUAUAGACCGAGUUAAAGCUCUUAUCACUGAGCAUCAGUCAUUCAUGGAAGAGAUGACACGCAAACAACCUGAUGUGGACCGGGUCACCAAGACAUAUAAGAGGAAGACUGCAGAGCCUGCCCAUGCUCCUUUCAUCGAGAAGCCCCGCGGUGGUAGCAGAAAGUCCUUGAGUCAACCCACACCUCCUCCCAUGCCAAUCCUCUCACAAUCUGAAGCAAAAAACCCACGAAUCAACCAGCUCUCUGCCCGCUGGCAGCAAGUAUGGCUGUUAGCACUGGAACGCCAGCGGAAGCUGAAUGAUGCCUUGGACAGACUAGAGGAGCUAUGCCCGGAAUUAAAGGAAUUUGCCAACUUUGACUUUGAUGUCUGGAGGAAAAAGUAUAUGCGUUGGAUGAAUCACAAAAAAUCUCGAGUCAUGGAUUUCUUCCGGCGUAUUGACAAGGACCAGGAUGGGAAGAUAACGCGUCAGGAGUUCAUCGACGGCAUUUUAGCUUCCAAGUUUCCUACCACCAAGUUAGAGAUGACGGCUGUGGCUGACAUUUUUGACAGAGAUGGGGAUGGCUACAUUGACUACUAUGAAUUUGUGGCUGCCCUACAUCCCAACAAGGAUGCCUAUCGACCAACAACUGAUGCAGAUAAAAUUGAAGAUGAGGUCACAAGACAAGUGGCACAGUGCAAGUGUGCAAAAAGAUUUCAGGUGGAACAGAUUGGAGAGAAUAAAUACCGGUUCUUCCUCGGCAAUCAGUUUGGGGAUUCUCAGCAGUUGCGGCUGGUCCGUAUUCUGCGCAGCACUGUGAUGGUCCGUGUUGGUGGAGGAUGGAUGGCCUUGGAUGAGUUCUUAGUGAAAAACGAUCCCUGCCGAGCACGAGGCAGAACUAACAUAGAGCUUCGAGAAAAAUUCAUCCUGCCAGAAGGGGCAUCCCAGGGAAUGACUCCAUUCCGAUCACGGGGUCGAAGGUCCAAGCCUUCUUCCCGAGCAGCUUCUCCCACUCGCUCCAGCUCAAGUGCUAGUCAGAGUAAUCACAGCUGUACGUCCAUGCCUUCUUCUCCAGCCACCCCAGCCAGCGGGACCAAGGUUAUUCCAUCGACAGGCAGCAAGCUGAAACGGCCAACACCAACUUUCCAUUCUAGCCGGACAUCCCUUGCUGGCGACACCAGCAAUAGCUCUUCUCCAGCUUCCACAGGUGCCAAAACUAACCGGGCAGACCCUAAAAAGUCCGCCAGCCGUCCUGGGAGUCGGGCUGGAAGCCGGGCCGGGAGUCGAGCCAGCAGCCGGAGAGGAAGCGAUGCGUCUGACUUUGACCUUCUAGAGACUCAGUCAGCUUGUUCAGACACUUCUGAGAGCAGCGCUGCAGGGGGCCAGGGCAGCUCCAGAAGAGGGCUCACCAAACCUUCCAAAAUCCCAACCAUGUCUAAGAAGACCACCACUGCCUCCCCCAGGACUCCGGGUCCCAAGCGAUAACACUGUACAAGCACCCCAUACCAUAUCCACUUUGAAUCCUGCUCCAUACAUUGGGUGUAUAUUUAUUCUGAACGGGAGAAGUUAUAUUGUUAAAAUUGUAAAAGAAUAAUUGUGUUAUGAAGCUGCCUUAUUUUUUUUUCCUUUUUGUAAGUUACUAUUUUCAUGUGAAUAUUUAUGUAGAUAAAAUUUGCCUCCUGGUAACCCUGUAAUGGAUGGGGCCCAGAGAUGAAAUAUUUGAGGAAAACAAAAGGUCAAGACGUAAAUGUGUAUUAAAAAGAAAAGCCUAAAUAGGGUUCAUGUGGCGCAGGGUUGUAAACCUGCUUUAUCUUUUAGGAGUAUUCCUAAAUGCAUCUUUAUAAACUUAACUUGCUAUAUCAGCAAGAUAAAUUAUAUUAAAAAAUAAGAAUUCCGCAAUGUUUAAGGAACUCUUCUUUUUAAAUCACAGACACCUCAAUUAGCAAGAACUAAGGAGAGGGCACUUGCAUUUCCAUUGUUCUCCUGUCAUGGAAUUUUAGCUGAAGAGACAGAACCUCAUCUAGAUAGCUUUUGCAUAUAAUACAGCAAAGAGUUCAUUGCAAUACUGUCUUAAAAUAAAGUCUCAGUACUGGAUGUUAAAGGCACAUAGCUGCUAGGAUUCAGGGGUAAAAGGAAACUUCAGAACAUUGGGGUUUUAAACUGAUUUGUAACAACUGUCCAGCCUAGCCAUCAGUAACUCCUGUGCUCACCAGGCCUCAGGCCCUGGUGAGGGAGACUCCUUGGUGGCACUGUGAAUUACAGAUUUGUUUAUCUGCUUUUUUCUUUCUUUUUUCUUUUCUUGCUAUUUAUUUAAUACGAUCAACCUCCCACAAAUUGAGGAAUGAAUUCCAUAAGCCUAUUUUGAAAUGUGGACCUAAGACAAACACUUGCUCAUCCUUUGACGGAGUUCACCAGCACACCUGUUCACCAGUCCCGUUUGCUUCCGUCUUUUUGUGUGUAAUAAAGUCAGCUGACCAAGUGACCAUGAAGGGGGGCUGUCUGGGGCUCCUAUUUUUUAGCUGCUGUUCCUCGUCAGCUCGGACCAUGUUGCUGUGUGAUUAUCUCAAUUGGUUUUAAUUGAGGAGAAAUUGAAGCUCUACCAAUGAACUGUUUAAAAACAAGACACACUUUUGUAUUAAAAUUGCUUGCGGUAACAAAUGUUUUGUAAUUCCUGGCUUUAUUCUGAACCACUACUUUAUAUUUAAAUGUUACCCCUAAGGCAUAAAAAUGUUGUAGUACUUAUUCAACAAGAGUUUUCUUGAUGAAAAAAA
Molecule: messenger RNA, 23512 nt
Organism: Microtus ochrogaster (prairie vole)
Lineage: Eukaryota; Metazoa; Chordata; Mammalia; Rodentia; Cricetidae
Gene: Macf1
Product: microtubule-actin crosslinking factor 1
Exons: 97
Coding region: 486-22226 (7246 amino acids)
Biological process (GO): wound healing; regulation of focal adhesion assembly; intermediate filament bundle assembly
Cellular component (GO): actin cytoskeleton; keratin filament; microtubule
Molecular function (GO): calcium ion binding; structural molecule activity; microtubule binding
Source: RefSeq, a predicted model, not a curated record